Quercus lobata is the source of this 888-nucleotide messenger RNA. Its product is annotated as 50S ribosomal protein HLP, mitochondrial-like. The transcript is spliced from 4 exons. Gene Ontology annotation, biological process: translation. The record is from RefSeq and is a predicted model, not a curated record. NCBI's taxonomy places the organism in Eukaryota, Viridiplantae, Streptophyta, Magnoliopsida, Fagales, Fagaceae. Gene Ontology annotation, molecular function: structural constituent of ribosome; large ribosomal subunit rRNA binding. Gene Ontology annotation, cellular component: mitochondrial large ribosomal subunit; ribosome. The coding region runs from base 157 to 657 and encodes 166 amino acids.
AUAAUUUUAUACCUGAUUCCUGAAACUCAGAACCUGAUACGGUGAGGUGAGCAGUUGAGACUUGAGAGAGGCGGAGAGCAGAGCAUCAGAGAGAGAACAGACUGAACAGUGGAGAGCAGAGACUAGAGAGAAAGGGAAUAAUAGAUAAGUACAAAGAUGGCUUCUGGUUUUGCUUCGAAAUGGUCUAAAGUGGGCCGUCAAUUGCUAGGGGGCCUCGGUAACAACUUUUCUGGUUUACUUAGCACAUCACAUGAGAUAACAUGCGGUAAUCCCUUAUUUCAGCAACAAAGGACUUUCAUUCAGAUGAGGACUGUUCUCAAAGUUGUGGACAACUCGGGGGCAAAAAAGGUGAUGUGCAUACAAGCUUUAAAGGGGAAGAAAGGUGCAAGAUUGGGAGACACAAUAGUUGCAUCAGUCAAGGAAGCCCAUCCAAAUGGAAAAGUCAAGAAAGGAAAGGUUGUAUAUGGUGUGGUUGUGCGUGCUGCCAUGCAACGCGGCCGCUGUGAUGGCAGUGAGGUUAAGUUUGAUGACAACGCUGUGGUGCUUGUUGACAAGCAAGGGCAACCAAUUGGGACAAGAGUUUUUGGGCCCGUCCCUCAUGAGCUAAGGAAGAAAAAGCAUGUCAAGAUUCUUACUUUGGCGGAGCAUAUUGCCUAAAGGAGGGACUCCAGAUACAUGAGUGACAGCUAUAGGCAUAGUAUAAUAGAUCUAGCAUAUGCUUUGUUAGACGCUUGAAAUUUAUUUCAAUUUUAUGCACUUCUUUGUGAGAGGGGAAAAAAACCCGAAAGGAAUGUCUUUUAUCCCAUCAAUUUUCAAGUAGUGAGGUAAUAGAAUGACCUGUAAUAUUCAAAUAAGCAAUGCUUAUAAUGCUGCCAUUAGUUAGCUCAA